Molecule: messenger RNA, 1971 nt
Organism: Daldinia caldariorum
Lineage: Eukaryota; Fungi; Ascomycota; Sordariomycetes; Xylariales; Hypoxylaceae
Product: FAD/NAD(P)-binding domain-containing protein
Exons: 5
Coding region: 86-1882 (598 amino acids)
Source: RefSeq, a predicted model, not a curated record
AGCUUGUACCCUUAGACACGACGGUAUGGGCAACAUUUCAAAACUACAACGUCGUGUGUCUCGUCUUCUCACCAUUCCAGCCAGCAUGACACGCCAUAAAACCAGUCACAAAGAACCCCAAGUGCCAGACUAUGGUGAAAAAACUAUAAACAACUCCAAGACUCCUGAUAUCGUAUCAAGACCGCCUUACACAAUCAGGGAAGCGCCCCUCGGAACUUCCAAACAUGUCCGGAUCGUAGGUAUUGGGGCGGGGGCUAGCGGCAUAAACAUGAUACGGACCCUCAGGAGAAAUAUAACCAACUACGAAUUCAUAAUCUACGAAAAGAACAGGAAAGUCGGCGGGACGUGGUUCGAGAAUCGAUACCCGGGAUGUAGAUGUGACGUACCAAGUCACAACUAUCAGUUCUCAUGGCGUCCGAAUCCCGAAUGGUCCAAUUUCUUCGUGCCUGCCGGGGAGAUUGGGCAAUAUCUAGAUCGGAUAUGCGAAGAGGAGGGUAUGUUGGACGUCAUAAAGACUCAACACAAAGUUGUUGGCGCCUGGUGGGACGAGGACCGUGGCCUUUGGGACUUGAGCGUCGUGAAUCUUGAAACCGGUCAAGAGUUCAGGGAUAGUGCCAACUUCCUUGUUAACGCAGCAGGCAUUCUAAAUAACUGGAAAUGGCCAGAUAUCUCGGGUAUAAAUGACUUCAAGGGGGACCUAAUACAUACUGCUAGCUGGCCUAAAGACUUCGACUAUACUAACAAGACCGUCGCUGUGAUUGGAAAUGGCUCGUCUGGUAUCCAGCUACUUCCCACGAUCCAGCCAGGUGUCAAAAAGCUGUACCAUUUCGUCCGUACUCCGACAUGGAUCAUUCCCCCACGAAUAUUGUCUAUGAAGGUGAUGGGGGGACCUGCGAAAGAGAUCUUAAGCGAGAUAGAGCUCGACGAGAAGGAGAAUUUUACGCCACGGCAAAUCGAGAAGUUCAAGGCUGACCCUGCCUUUUACCGCAAAUUUAUCAAAACAAUUGAGAAGGACAGCAACGGAGCGUUCGCACUCAUCGUGAACGGUAGUCCGGCGCAGAAGUUUGCAACGAGUAAGGUUGUCGAGUAUAUGACAGCAGCGCUAGGGGGCGACGAGAGGCUUUGCAAGGCCCUAAUCCCCAAGUUUCCUCUGGGAACUCGCAGAAUAACGCCGGCGCCAGGCUAUUUGGAAGCUCUUAGGGCUCCGAAUACAGAAGUCAUCACAGAGAGGAUUGCUGCAGUUGUGCCGGAAGGUAUCCAACUCGAAUCAGGCGAGGUCAUCAAGCUAGACGCUAUAAUAUGCGCUACGGGCUUCGAUACAUCCUUCGUCCCACGAUUCCCCAUCGUUGGCAGACACGGGAACGUUCAGGACGCGAUGAAGACAGAAACGCCGAAGGGCUACAUGUCAUGCGCGCUUCCCGGCGUGCCCAACUACUUCACCUUCCUCGGUCCCAACGGGCCCAUCGGCCACGGCAGCGUCUUCACCCUCAGCGAGCAUAUAGCCAGGUACAUCACACGCAUAAUAGCCAAGUGCCAGAAAGAAAGCAUCAAGGCGAUCGCGCCGUCAGACGCGGCAGUCGCCGACUACGCGCAGCACGUGGCGGCCUUCAUGCCGCGCACGGCGUGGGCUGCGCCGGGGAAAUCCUGGUUCAAGGGCGGCGCCGAGGACGGGCCUGUGACGGCCCUGCACCCGGGGAGUCGCGUGCACUUCUUCCACAUGCUCGAGCACUUCCGCGGCGAGGACUUCGAGUACGUCUACGACGGCCCCGCGGGUAAUAGGUUCCACUACUUGGGCAAUGGCUUCUCGGCUAGGGAGCUUGAUCCUAGUGUCGAUUCGACUUGGUACUUGGACGAGGCGGUGGACGGUCCUGUAUAUAUGUAAUUGCCUAAGGUGCCUAGGUACAUAUAUAAGGCACUUAUAGAUAGCAGGAGCCAAGUUUAUAAGGAUUGGUAUUGUGAAUGUCUACCGCC